AUGGAGCCACCGAUACAGAACGUCGUUCAGAGAUGGACUAGUUUAGUGUCCAAGGGGAGAGCUACCGGGGAGUGGGCGAAAGGAUGGAGGGGGGGGGGCGUGGUUGAGGAAGAUGAGGGGGGGUCUACGGUGAGAGACUCAAGGGCCAUUGUGUGCAGGCAACUCGGCAAGGAUACUGGAAGUUUGGAACGGCGGAGGGGAAACAGCAGUAGAUUUGGGCGGACGAGAUGGAAACGAGGUAGCGAGGCUCACGAGAAGUGGUAUAAAAUGGCGUGGCGGGGAGGACGCCUGGAUGGGGAGGACGCCUAG
Molecule: messenger RNA, 309 nt
Organism: Beauveria bassiana ARSEF 2860
Lineage: Eukaryota; Fungi; Ascomycota; Sordariomycetes; Hypocreales; Cordycipitaceae
Exons: 3
Coding region: 1-309 (102 amino acids)
Source: RefSeq, a predicted model, not a curated record